AUGUUGUUCAACAAAUUCUUCGCUCUCUCCUCCCUUACCGCCGUUACCACCGCCAUGGCUCUCCCAGGUGGCGGAGGAGGAGGAGCAGGCACUGGUACCCAAUGCUGCCAGCAAGUUCAACAGGCGAGCGCCAUCACCGGUGCUACAAAGACUCUCCUCGGCUUGCUCGGGGUCGAUCUGGACAAUAUCACCGGCCUCGUCGGUCUCAACUGCAGUCCGAUCACUGUUGUUGGCAGCGGAAACGGUGCAUGCUCUUCUGGGACUACUGCCGUCAAUUGCACCGACAACAGCUACGGCAAUCUCGUUCAUCUUGGAUGCGUUCUAGUCAAUGCUUAG
Molecule: messenger RNA, 336 nt
Organism: Marasmius oreades (fairy-ring Marasmius)
Lineage: Eukaryota; Fungi; Basidiomycota; Agaricomycetes; Agaricales; Marasmiaceae
Exons: 3
Coding region: 1-336 (111 amino acids)
Cellular component (GO): fungal-type cell wall
Molecular function (GO): structural constituent of cell wall
Source: RefSeq, a predicted model, not a curated record